UGUCAAAUCCAAGGGUGGAAAAAAUUGCGAGCAAAAAUUGUGCAUUAUUUUUAAAAAACUUUUACUGUAAAGUGUUAUAAGAUUCAAAAAGAAGAAAGAUCAUUGUGCAGGGCGUUCUUGUGAUCACAAAGGAAAUAGCAAACUGUAUAAAUGCCGUGAUAAAAGAGUGUCAACAUGAGCAAAAUGUCGAAGAAUAAAUUAAACUUGACCCUCCCACCGGGGUCUAUUGACACGGCCCCGGCUGUAACGCCGUCCAAUAUGACCCCGCAGCUGAAAUCCGCUACAGCUUCUGAGCGGCAGGGUCUAGCAGGCAAGUCUAAAACAAGCAUCGAAGCCCUUACUGAGAGGCUUGAACAAAUAGAAAUGGAUGACACCCAGAGACGUAGGAUAGAGGUGUUCCUGUGUCAGAAAGAGAAGAUUGGGGAGCUCAGUGAUGAUGAUUUUGAGAAACUAGGCGAAUUAGGUCAAGGAAAUGGUGGAGUAGUAAUGAAGGUACGCCACAAGUCCACCGGGCUCAUAAUGGCCAGAAAGCUCAUACACCUAGAAGUGAAGCCAGCCAUCAAGAAACAGAUUAUAAGAGAGCUGAAGGUGCUUCACGAAUGCAAUUUUGCUCAUAUUGUCGGCUUCUAUGGAGCUUUCUAUAGUGAUGGGGAAAUUUCUAUUUGCAUGGAGUAUAUGGACGGAGGCUCCUUAGAUUUAAUAUUGAAAAAGGCUGGAAGGAUUCCUGAAUCAAUUUUAGGAACAAUAACAUCAGCGGUCCUUAAAGGGCUGAGUUAUUUGCGCGACAAACAUGCGAUCAUGCAUCGCGACGUCAAACCGUCCAACAUACUCGUCAACAGUAACGGAGAGAUCAAGAUAUGUGACUUCGGCGUCUCGGGACAACUUAUAGACUCCAUGGCCAACUCGUUUGUUGGCACUAGGAGUUAUAUGUCGCCCGAGCGCUUGCAAGGCACGCACUAUUCGGUGCAGUCGGACAUCUGGUCGCUGGGCCUCUCGCUGGUUGAGAUGGCUAUCGGCAUGUACCCCAUCCCGCCGCCUGACGCCAACACAUUGGCGGCUAUAUUUGGCGGCAGUAACGAGGACCAUUCGCCGGGACAGGCACCGAACUCCCCACGUCCGAUGGCGAUAUUCGAACUCCUCGACUACAUAGUUAACGAGCCGCCGCCCAAACUGCCGUCGGGAAUCUUCUCCGACGACUUCAAGGACUUCGUCGACCGUUGCUUGAAGAAGAACCCCGACGAAAGAGCCGACUUGAAAACGCUUAUGAACCACUCGUGGAUCCGCGGUGCAGAGGCAGAGCGCGUGGACAUCGCGGGCUGGGUGUGCAAGACCAUGGACCUCAUGCCUUCCACGCCUAACUCCAAUGUGUCUCCUUUUUCUUCAUAAGCUGCAAGAAGUGCAUACUUUCAUCAGCGAAAAAGGGUCAAAACAUUUCCCAAGAGAGAGCAGGCGAUACAAUCAGUGAGGACGCAGGCGCGGAGGAGUAGCGCACACCGCGGGACCGGAACAGUAUGUCAACUCUAGAUACCAUUCACAUCGACCACUCACCACACACUUGCCUGUUACCCUGAUACCCGUACCGGAGAGACGUGAUAGUAUAUCCUAAAAAUAUGCUCAAAGUACAAGAUAUGCAGUCCAAACAUAAAAAAAUAAUACGAAAAAACAAUUGAAAAUAUCCUUUAUUUAUUAAAAGUUCUCAAUAUAUUGCAAAUAAAAGAUCUGAUUGACGCUAGAGGUCGACGAACAUUUCGUAAAUAGGUCCUCGAAGUAAAUGCCGCGUCGUAGGUGGGACAUUGACCCGAGUUUUGCACGCUAUACAAUGCGGGUUUGAAAAAUACUAAAUCAUUAAAACUAUAAGAUAAGGCAAUUUAGAUUUACCGCGCAUUUUAAUUUUUACUGACUCCGCUUACUUGCGAAUUACAAUCGACAGGAGCGGAUGUUCGUUGGAAUGUCUUGUUACUAUGAAACGCCGCAUCGAGUAGAAUAUUUAUAUCGCUGGCAUUUAUAGCAAAAACAAGUAGAAAUUAACUUGUUCUUGGAGUUGAAACACGCGAAACGUGCUUGUGAUGGACCCCGGACGGGUUUGGAAUUAGUCAGGAUAAUAACUCCGAUAAAAAUUUUGUACAUUUAUACUUUAUGCAAAUAUUUAUAAGACAUUUUCCUUCAAACUCCCUUAACCUUAGGUUGUAUUUUAACAAUUUACAACCACAUGGCUUUCUCACUAGUAAACUAUCAAAAUAGCAAGCAAGUGAGCAAUAAGUUUUUAUGGACACGGACAGCAUAUCUUGUACUUUAAUGAUUAUAAUGUUAUGAUUGUAUUAUGUAUGAUCUUUAGAUGUAAAUGAUGUAAUGAUACCAUAACUGAGCCUAAAUCAGAGUAUUUCCGGUUUGAAUCUGUAUUUGCUUACGCCAAAUACUGAAAAUCAUCUUUUGAGUUACAAUUUCGGCUAUACAGCAAACGCCAAAAUGACUAAGAUGGUGCUUUUUUUUCAGUAUUCGACCGUUAGUUUGAAUACAUACUAUAGUUCUUUUUGUAUUGUUUAAAGUAAUACAUUAAUUUUAUUAUGUAAAUGGUAAUUCUACCACAGUAUGAUUUAUUUGAGCGUAAGAAAAGUGCUCUUCGAAUAAUUGUAUAUUUGUUAGACAGUAAAAUAUUGAAUUUUGUUGGCGGUUUAACCAUAUUUAUUUAUAUACUAAAUAAUACUAUACGAAAUCACGUCUCUUGUAAAACAUUAUACCUAUAGCAUUGUAAAACGGCAACAAUCCUUUGGGAAAUAAGCGAUUAAAUGGAAAAAAUAAUUUAAUUUUAGAAAUUGGCUAAUUAAUAAUUAUUAAGAUUUUCGUAGUGGUACAGAAAACAUUUUUGGGAACGAUUAUUGACAGCGCACAUCUGUGAUAUUUCCGAGUCAUAUAUGGUAAUGACGUCAUGAAAUUUCAAAGAUGGUGUCUAAUGUCAUAUGAUAGAAUAUGGGGGCGUGAGUAAAACAUAGUGCAUUCAGGGGCGAACUAAUCGAGGGGGUUUCGAUGACAACUAAUCGAUUAAUGGUCAAGUAGAGUUGAUUUCACUAGUCGCAAGUCGAAAAAAAAAAUGUUAGUAGUGUUUUGACAUAUUUUUCUUUGCUGAAAGUGCGUAAUUCAUGUCAGCUGAUACUUGUUAUUUGAAUAGAUGGAUGCGUACGCAUUCGAGUGUUGGAAUACUCAAAUGGCCGAGCGUCUCGGGCAUGGGAGCGUUGCAACCCUCCAAAGAAUCAUAUAGUAACCUGUAAAAUAGAGAACAUUUUUUAGAAUACACGAGAAAAAAAGAAAAAGGGAAAAAAUAAAUUCGUAGAUAUCGGUUCUUUAUUCUUAUAUUGACGUGAUGCACUUAUCCGUUUUGGUUUGUUGUUUUAUCCCGCUUUGUUUUAGUAAACCCGCCUUUUACCUUACCAUUGCACUUAGAUUAGGCAUUUGUACCGCAACCAGUGAUGUGACAGCGAUUUCCUUUACGAUUUGGCAAAUAAAUAAAAAGUCAUAAUAAUGAUUUCCAAUAUUCAUAACUAGCUGAUGCCCGCGACUUCGUUCGCUCUUUGAUUGUACGGGAUAAAAAGUAGCCUAUGUGCUAAUCCAGGGUAUAAUCUAUCUCCAUUCUAAACAGCCCAAUCCAUCUAGUAGUUUUUGCGUGAAGGAGUAACAAACACACACACACACACAUACACACAAACUUUCGCGUUUAUAAUAUUAGUGUGAUAGUGUCAUGAAUUCAAGGCUUUUUCUAGUAGUAUUUUUUUAAACUUAUAAAAGCAACACAUAUGGGAAAAAUAUUUUUCAAAAGCCCCAAAAGAACCUCACACGCGUAAAACCAGGUGUUCGAUUACGGUAAAGUGACAGAUGCAGUUUGACAAUCGCAAUCACCUCUGGCGACACUCUCUCGCUAUUGGCUUAGAUACAUUGUUGAAGAAAAAAUACUAAAAAAUCUGCCAAUCACAGCAAUCGAGAUUGUAGCAAUGAUUGAUGCAGCUUUUUCGUAAUCGACUUGCAAUGCUGUUACAGAAAAAUGUUAUUUCUAUAUGUUUAUAAAAAUAUUCUUUUAAUUAGUCGCUAAUAGUUACCGUAACCGUAAUCGCAAUCGCAUCACUUAAUCGCACUGAACGAGUGAAUGAGAACGAAUUAAAUAAAACCGAUCGAUCGAUUUAAUCUUAGCGCUUCCAUACAACGCUGUGGUUCCAAUGUUAAUCGUAUUUAUAAUGCACUUUAUCCCCUCGUAUUUAGGAUGUUUUUCGCUUGGUGGUCGCUAUUGUUUGCCCGGUCUUCCUUAGAGCGUUAGUGUUUUUUGUGAUAUUUUGUAUUAUGCAUGCUAGUUUGUGAAGUGUUUUGGCUUUUCACUGUGCAUUUAAUAAAUCUUUAAACGUGAUGAUUGUAAGUAUUUAUAUUAUUAUAAUAAGUUUUACUUUAUCGAUGUAUUGUGAUAGAAUUUUUGUCUAUUCUAUUAUAAAGAUGGAGGUGUUGAGUUGGAAAAAUGUUUAAGGGAAGUGUCCACUAGCGAAACUGGCAGUUACAGACCGUUUACUUAACUUGUCCCUUGUCGUUUUGGCAACAUUUCAGUUCACACAAAAAACCCUGAGUUCAGCAAACAAAGCAAUGGUGCCAACAUGACGGCAUGAACGGUCUGUUUGCCACGACGCGCAGCAACGAGCUGUGCAGUGCCGCUCUAGUGCGGCAUGGACCAUACAAAAUGAUUGAAGAAUAUUUUUUUACGCUUUGUGCCGCACACAGUUGACAAGAGACAAGUUAUAGUAAACGGUCUGAAAGUCAGCUGUGUAAGUAACACAGCUAGGUUUCUGCAAGUUUUGCGUAGUAAAUCACUACACGAUCAAUCUACCUAAAGCCCCUGAUCAUGACGCCCGAAAUUAAAAUUCAGUUAUCUGUCAUAAGUAGGUAAUUAAACAACGUUAUUUGUCGAAAAUGUGUAAAUGAAUUUCAGACGUUUUUGUCAGUUUGAUCGUGUAUUGGGUGCCAUACAUCGCGGCGCGGUCUGCGUUAAAUGUGAGCAUGCUUUAAAGGCUGAAACAAACACAACGCGGGACAGAAACCGUCAGAAGACGUCACUGAACCCGUGCUGAUGUGUAUAUUUCAGCCUUGAUAGUCUAUGCAAGUAUUGUAUGAUGAAUAAAGACAUACUAUUAGAUUAGAACACUGAUAUUUGAAUGGAUGUAUAUGAGUUAUAUUUAAAAAAGAUCAUUUUUGAUAUAAUUUGUAUGUAAGCAUAGUCAGAUUUUUUUCACGGACGAUUUUAUAUACUAAAUAUGAAUGAUUAGUACAUAAUAGAUAAUUAUUUUGACAGUCGAUUCGUAACAUUUAUACCUACUGUGAUCGAAUAAUCUAGACAUUUUUUUCCUAUAUCUAUUUUGGAAAGGAAAGUAACGUUAAGACAGACUUUGGAAUGAACGCAUCAUUUGCUAAAUGAUACAGUUUUUAAGCACAUUUUGAUAUUUAAUUUAAGUUUUUAAUUAUAACCUAUUUGUAUUAUCAAAAUCAUCGGCGAAGAGCGUCUUAUUAAGGCUCAUUUACACGUUUCGCUAAGAAUAAACGGUGGCGUAGGUUCCGAAAAUAGGCCAAGUAGGUACAUUGUACCCUGGCCUUGGCUUAUAUUAUAAUUUUUUGCACAUAUUUGAGGUAAUCGAAAUUAGCUACUUGAAGUUGUAUGUAUAGUCUGUUCACUUACAUAGUGCCGCUUCACCCGCAGGUUAUUAUUUUGCUUUAAUUUUAUUAUCUUUUACCGUUUGUUAAACAAAUAAUUUCUAUUAUAAGAAUACUAUAUUAUUCAUAUGGUUAUUGUAAAAAAAAUACCAAUUUAAAUAAUACACAAUAAUAAAAUACUGUGUUAGUGAACAGACUUUAUUAGGGUACAUGAGGAACAUCCUCUUUUUAGUUAUUUCGUUGUUAGAACGAACUUGUUAAAUCAAAAUCAAAGAAAUCGUGUGCUUAUUUGUUUUUGCAUCGAUUUCGCUUUAUCGUUGAGCUUAAUAGAAUCAUUCUCAAAUAGAAAGAAAUCGAUACAAAAAGUAGUAUGGUAUGCCAUUUCUUGAAAACUAAGGAUAAUGGUACUAAUUUGGCAGUACACAAAACAUAAAAUGCCAGGAGUAAAAGUAAUUCCUCCUUUGUCUUUUGAAAAUAUUGUGAACAGAUAGGUUUUACUUGUAGUCAACAGGUAAUCUUAAGUUUUGAGUGUUUACUAAUUAAGGCUCAAUACACAUUGGGACAGACUCGAAGCUAAGCAAAAUAACUAUUCUAAAAUGUUACAAAGUAAACUGAACUGUACUUUUAGAACGUAAUGUAACAGUCUGAAACAAAUCGGAAAAGAGGUGUGAAUCUGCGUUGAGUUGUUUUUAUUUGUAAAAUAUGUUCCUCACAAAUAUUUUGUCUAGUUUAUUGUAUAAAUUGCAUAGUUUAAAUAGGGUCCAGUUUGCCUUGAAACAUUUUAGAAAAGACUUCGCGACGCUUCGGCUUUCCCGCAAUGAGCCUUGAGCCUAAAAUACUUAGUAUGACCACUGUGUUACGGCAUGUGUAUGUCUUGCUAUUUAUGAAAUUAGUGAAUAAAAAAUAUUUUAAAAGUGACACAGGCCAUUGUUAUUAUAGAACUUGUGAGACACGAUAAAUAAAACACCAAUUUAGAUACUAUUUUCAUAAGAUUGUAACUAAUUAUUUUGUUAAGUUCCAAUCUAAAACCACUUAAAACAGUUGGCGACAACGUUUGUAGAUUUCGAAUCGAAACAUCGAAAUGCAGUAGACGUAUUGCGGUGACUUUAGAUGGCUAGAGUAUGGACGAAUUCCAGCCUUAAACAAGGCAGUUUAAGUUCAUUUUAUUUUGACUGUACAGUGCUUCGAAAUUCGAAAUAUCUAUCAACGUUGUCGAGGUGAACUCGUUCUAAUCUCUAUAUGUGCUUCUCAUUUAGAUCAUGUAAUUUGCACAGUUAAAAUUAAUAUAUAAAGACGCAUCCAUAUUAUUAUAGUUUUUUUACAAAUCUCAUUCGAUUAGUAUGAAACUGACUAAAGUUUAUCAAUAAAUCAUUGAUUUCGGAUCGAAUAUUAUCGAAAGAUGCAGGAACCAUUUUACAUUAGCUUUCUUACAUUUUGUGCAAGCGAACUGUGCAAUUAUAAUUUGCUUUUAAAUGUGCGGGCUAUCUGUAUUUUUAAAAAAUUUUAAAUUUACGAGUCGUGUAAUCUUUUUUUAAAUUACAAUUAUUUUUACAAAAACACGUUUUGGCCUAGCUUCGUAAUUUUAAUAUCUACUUGUGUCAAUGUUUUCUAUUGUACUGAAGAGUUGUCUACCAAAUUUUCUAUUUCAGCUGUUGUAAAGGUUCAUUUUGAUUAAAGUUGUCUAACCUUCAUCAUAUUUUGUUAAAAUUAGAAG
Molecule: messenger RNA, 7390 nt
Organism: Maniola jurtina (meadow brown)
Lineage: Eukaryota; Metazoa; Arthropoda; Insecta; Lepidoptera; Nymphalidae
Gene: Dsor1
Product: dual specificity mitogen-activated protein kinase kinase dSOR1
Exons: 8
Coding region: 175-1386 (403 amino acids)
Biological process (GO): protein phosphorylation
Molecular function (GO): protein kinase activity; ATP binding
Source: RefSeq, a predicted model, not a curated record